Molecule: messenger RNA, 1533 nt
Organism: Lachnellula hyalina
Lineage: Eukaryota; Fungi; Ascomycota; Leotiomycetes; Helotiales; Lachnaceae
Gene: Aspscr1
Product: Tether containing UBX domain for GLUT4
Exons: 2
Coding region: 1-1533 (510 amino acids)
Molecular function (GO): protein binding
Source: RefSeq, a predicted model, not a curated record
AUGUCGUCGUCGCAUGUGGUGGUUAUCGAUACCUCCUUCAGAAGGCAUAACAUCAAAGUCACUCCUGGAAAAUACAUGACGGAUAUUCUGGAGGAAGCAUGUAAAAAAUUUGGCAUUAGGUCUAGCAACUACGGUCUCAAGCACGUCAACAAGCCCGUAGAUCUGUCAAGAACGUUUCGGCAAACAGGCCUCCCAACCGGCGCAAGGCUGGAGCUCGUCGUUGCGUCACGAACUCCCUCCGCCGUCUCUGUCGCCCUCCAAAUACCAGAAGCUAUAGCAGGGGGGGUUCCAAGUGGCCGACUGACGGACAAAGUCCCCAGCGAUACAACAUUAUGGCGUAUUCUACGGAAAUUCGAGUCAACUGAGGGCACGAACUUGAACUUUACGGCCCGAGGAGUAACACAUCUGGAGAAUGGUGCUACGGGGGCUGGAACAAUUGUUUACGAGAUGCCUGUCCUGAAUGUCAUGGGGCGUGAGUUGGCAACUUUUGGAGACCUGCAAAAGACACUGGCGCAGUUGGGAUUCAACAGUGGGAGCUGUCUUAUCAGGAUGAAUUUUAAGAAGACAGAACAGCCUCUUCAAGAAGCUAUGACGGAAAUUCAGCAAUACUUUAGGGAAGAAGAGACGCCUACUGGUUCGGAGAUGAAUGGCGUAGAAGCUAGUCCUUUGCAAGAGGUGGACAGCAUCACGGAGGGUAUCUCUAGAAUGUCUUCACGAGAAUCUACACCUAGUGGAGACGUAGCCAUGCCUUCAGUUGAGCAACCCGAGCUACUUCAGAAUGCACCCAUCACACCAUCGAAGCGACCUGCGCCAGAGGCCACCCCAGAGCCAAAGCAAGAGGAGAAAAUUCUUGGUCCCAACCAGCGCCCAAUCUCUAUCUUCUCUCCUCCCUCUUCCGAUACACCUAAAGCUGCACUAUUGCCGUAUAACGAAGGAGACUUUGAAGCGACUAUUCACCACGCCAAAGCACACCAACAAAACCUUCUAAACAGAUCUCGCAACCAAAAGCUCCUAUCAGACGCAGAAACCGAGCAGGCAGAGCAGGAGAAAGCCGCAAAACUAGCGAAGAUGAAAGAAGUCAAUAUCAAAGUCCGCUUCCCCGACCAAUCGAGCGUUGUUUCUCAGUUCACUGCAACGGACACGGGUGAUGAUCUGUAUAAUAGUGUUACGGGCGUCAUUGUAGCCGAGGAUCAGCCAUUUAAGCUUGUCUACAAUGAUAGGGGGGUACAGACUGUUCCAAGAAGCCAGAAGAAGCUGAUUAAGGACCUUGGAUUUGAGGGCAGUGUUCUGGUUAAUUUUGUUUGGGAGGAUGCUGCGAGUGAUGCUUCGAGAAAGGGUUCGACUCUGAAGCCGCAAUAUGCAAGGAAGGCAGAAACUCUUCCUGUUCCUGUCGUUGCUAGUGUGUCACAGGAGGAAGCUGGUCCCUCUGCUUCAGAGAAAGGCAAGGAGAAGGAGAAUUCGGGUGGUGGUGCGGGUCCGAAGUUGAAAGGUGCUAUGCCGAAAUGGCUUGCAAAGGGACUCCAGAAGAAAUGA